CCCAAAUCCUUGUAAAGAUGUUCAGUCCGAAGUUCCUUCUCCUGGCAGCAGUCCUUGUGGGCGUGGCCCAGGCCACAUUUAUCAUCCAGCCAGUGCCUAAAAAACCGGUGCAGCCAUCUUCCAAAUGCCAAAUCUACUGGCGGGAACUUAGCUGGGCUCUCGAGGAUUGUGUCUGUCGAUGCUUUCAGAACGAGUGUCUUAUGACAGAGAGGAGCGCUGAACGGGAGAAGGCUGGCCAGACUCCUCUUGUUCCCGUUUCUGAGAAGGUCUGCAAGAAGUUCAAUCGGAAGAAGUGCCUCCUUGGAUGGCCUGUGAUCGCCUACUUCCCGAUUCCCUCUCCAUGCGGCUGCAAUGGCAAACCAGGAAGCCUUGAGACCAAGAAGUUUAAGAGUUUGUGCCUACUGAACAAAUACUCAGUGGAGUGUUCGAAACCCUACAUCAGCGUGACGAAGUGCUAAGAUCUACCCAUAAAAUCUACUGGAACCCUUGGA
Drosophila serrata is the source of this 491-nucleotide messenger RNA. RefSeq names its product salivary glue protein Sgs5bis. NCBI's taxonomy places the organism in Eukaryota, Metazoa, Arthropoda, Insecta, Diptera, Drosophilidae. The record is from RefSeq and is a predicted model, not a curated record.